This is a messenger RNA of Aedes aegypti (yellow fever mosquito), 1354 nucleotides long. It is a transcript of the gene Daao1, whose product is annotated as D-aspartate oxidase. Bases 287 to 1291 code for a protein of 334 amino acids. NCBI's taxonomy places the organism in Eukaryota, Metazoa, Arthropoda, Insecta, Diptera, Culicidae. Gene Ontology annotation, molecular function: D-amino-acid oxidase activity; FAD binding. The record is from RefSeq and is a predicted model, not a curated record. The transcript is spliced from 5 exons.
AUUAUUCGAAUUCACGCUCAUUUCGCCCUCACUACAGUCGAUGUUUGUUCAUCUUUCAGUUCCACGGCGCUCUCACUGUCAAGCGAAAAUAUUGUGCCUUUUUCGUGUUUUGUGACGUAACCAUCUGCUGCUGGAUAUCGGGAUUUCUCGCUAACGAUACCGUGACUCAUCGUGACACGACGCUGCGUAUAUAGAAGUGCCAUCUGCGAGUAGUGAAGACGAUCGAUUUGUAUCAUCCACCGGCGUUUGAAACAAACAUAGGAUUAAAGCUAGAAGCGUCAACAGCAUGCAUCUGUGCGUGAUUGGAGCCGGAGUGGUCGGACUGACCACGGCACUGGAAUUGCAACGCGAAUUUCGCAACGCCAAUGUAACCAUUCUGGCCGACCGUUUCGAGCAGGACACGUGCAGUGACGUGGCAGCUGGGUUGUUCCGACCCGGAACGAGUUUUUCCGGCCCGACGGAGGAAAUUACGAGGAAAUGGAUUUCUGAUGCGUACCUCUACUGGGACGAGAUUCGCAAAACGGCCGACGCUUCCGAAGCCGGUGUGGCUCAGCUUUCCGCGUACAUCUUUUCCAGCACGGAUCCAGCGAUUGUGAGGAACCGUUACAUCGAAGAUAUCCUUCCCGUGUAUCGUGCUGCUACAGAGCAAGAGCUCACACUUUGUCCUGGAGACUGGAAGUACGGUUCCUUCUAUACGACUGUCUUGACCGAGUGCAGACUCUUCCAACCAUGGGCAACGAAAAAAUUCCUCCGCAACGGUGGUAGCAUCAUUACGAAGAAGGUCGACUCCUUCCAGGAAGUUGCCGGUCAGUACGAUGCGGUAGUGAACUGUACCGGUAUGGGUGCGAAGAAGCUCUGCACCGACUACAAGCUGGUGCCAAUCCGUGGCCAGGUGAUCAAGGUGAAAGCCCCGUGGGUGAAGACGGCCUUCUACGCCGAUUACGACACCUACAUCAUUCCCGGCUUCCAGGGCGUUACUCUUGGCGGGUGCAGAAACUACGACAGCUACAAUACGGAAGUAUGCAAACACGACUCGGCGGCCAUCCGGGAACGGUGUGAGGCAUUGUUGCCCAGUUUGAAGGGGGCACCGGUCAUCCGGGAAGCGGUUGGCUUGCGUCCUCAUCGUGACCCUGUCCGCGUGGAGCCGGAAAUGCUGAAUCUGGUUGGUGGACGUGUGAAGGUGGUACACAACUAUGGACAUGGUGGGUAUGGUGUGACUACUUCGCCAGGAACGGCUAUUUAUGCCACGAAAUUGGUGAAAGAUAUGCUCAAGAGCAAUAGCAAGUUGUAAAAGGUGAAAGCACAUGAAGGAUUUAUUAAAACAUGUGUGGUAUUUUGUGUAAAUAAAAGUAAU